Molecule: messenger RNA, 552 nt
Organism: Dovyalis caffra
Lineage: Eukaryota; Viridiplantae; Streptophyta; Magnoliopsida; Malpighiales; Salicaceae
Source: the annotation of a GenBank genome assembly
AUGAAGAAUCAAAUCACCGACCUUACCACCACUAUUGCUUCGAUAGCUCAACAAUUGGAGCGGAUUGAAGCCAAAAUCACUUACACCCCCCACCUUGACAUUCUUGAGAAAUCCCAUAACACACCACACGAUGGCCCUCCAAACACCAAAACACUCACACCAAAGAACCAAACCAUAGACACCAAUAAGACUCGCUCCGAUUCUCGACCUUUUGACCGAGAGAAGUUUCCUUGGAAGCUUGAGUUACCGGUGUUUAAUGGAGAGGACCCUAGUGCUCGGAUUUUUCGCACGGAGUGCUAUUUUUCCAUUAACGAGCUCUUGGAGGAGGAGAAGUUGGAAGCCUGCAGUGUCCGUUUUGAAGGAGAGGCGCGAGGCUUGGUUGAGCGGAGAGGGACCGUGGCCGAGUACGGGGCUCGGCUCGAAUUCCUAGCAACGAACAUUGGGAAAGUUAGAGGAAGGAACAUUAGUUGCGGUGUUUGUGAAUGGACCGAGGGAAAAUAUCAAGGCCGAAUCGAUGGUGUUGAGCCCGGUAGGCCUCAAGGAAACCAUUGA